Paramecium sonneborni is the source of this 1625-nucleotide messenger RNA. Lineage: Eukaryota; Ciliophora; Oligohymenophorea; Peniculida; Parameciidae. The record is from the annotation of a GenBank genome assembly.
AUGUCAAAUGAAUUAACAUAAAAUAAGUCAAUUGGACAAUAUAUUUUUAGUAUUUGAUUUAUUUGAUUAAUUAAAGGUAGGACAUUAGGAUAAGGUACUUUUGGAAAAGUUAAAUUGGCUACUCAUAUUUAAACAGGGGAGAAAGUGGCAAUAAAAAUAUUAGAAAAAUAGAAAAUAUGUGAUUAAUGUGAUAUUGAACGUGUUACUAGAGAAAUUCAAAUACUGAAAAAAAUACGUCAUCCAAACUUAGUUCAAUUAUAUGAGGUAAUAUUUUUGAGUUCUUACUAGAUAAUAGAGACACCAAAAUAGUUGUUUCUAGUUAUGGAAUAUGUCAAUGGAGGGGAACUCUUUGAUUAUAUUGUUUAAAACCAACGUAUAAAAGACGUUGAAGCAAUCAGAUUUUAUAGUUAGUUGUUAUCUGGAAUAGAAUAUAUGCAUAAAUUACAAAUUGUUCAUAGAGAUCUCAAACCUGAAAAUUUGAUUCUUGAAGGAAGAUCAAAAAUUAAAAUAAUAGAUUUUGGAUUAUCUAAUUUUUAUAAUUAAGAUGAAUUAUUAAAAACAGCAUGUGGAUCACCUUGUUAUGCUGCUCCAGAAAUGAUUGCUGGUAAAAAAUAUAAUGGUCUCUCAGUUGAUAUAUGGAGCUCUGGUGUUAUAUUAUUUGCAAUGUUGGCAGGAUAUCUUCCAUUUGAAGAUCCAAAUACAUCUUUAUUAUAUAAAAAGAUUAUGUCUGGAGAUUUUAAGUUUCCUAAAUAUAUUUCAUAAGAAGCAAAAGAUUUAAUUAAAAAUAUAUUGAAUGUCGAUCCUUAAAAAAGGUUUGCAAUUACAGAUAUUCGUAAACAUUCUUGGUUUAGCUUUUGUAUUAGUUUACUCUUAUAAAGUUUUAUUAAGACAAUUAAAAAAUUCCAACUGGACUCAUUGUUGGCUAGCAUAAAAUACCUAUUGAUCCCGAAAUUCUUAAAUAGAUGAUUCAAUAUGGAUUUUCAUGUGAAUAUGCUGAAAAAUGCAUUGAAACCAAUCGUCACAAUAAUGUAACUACAACUUAUUACCUUUUAUUGAAAAAAUAUAUAAUGGCUGGAAAUAAAUCAAUAGCGGGUAUUUUGAAUAAUAUUACUAGAUAUAAACUCUGAACAUUUUGAACCAUAAAAAAUAUCAAUUAAAUAAUAUACACAUACUGAUAGAAAGUAUAUUAAUUAAAUAAAUCCUUUACCAUUAAUAUAGAGAAAAUGUAAGAUUUUAUUUAAAUAAUUAAAAAAGCAAGACAUACAUAAUAAAGAGAAGAUUCCCCUGUAGAUACAAAACCAAGAUUAAACAAUUCUGUCAAUACUUAAAACACUAUAUAGUUAUAAUAAUAAUCACCUACAGUAUUGAAUCAAUCAGUUGAUGUGAAGAGGAAGAUUACUUUGGAUUUUUAGAAGACUACAGUUUUAAAUACUAGUUUAUUAUAAUACUCUAAUGAUGUUAAGGUUUUGAAACUGAAAACUCCUGCUUGUAGGAAUUAUAUAUUAGCUGAGUAUUAUGGGAGAUUUUCAAAAAGAUCUAGAAAUUAAGAGAGACAAAAGUCAACAGAUUAAGAGUAGGCAUGCUUUCGAACAUUUAGUAAGGGAAGUCCUAAUCCUAAAAGAUGA